Molecule: messenger RNA, 746 nt
Organism: Patiria miniata (bat star)
Lineage: Eukaryota; Metazoa; Echinodermata; Asteroidea; Valvatida; Asterinidae
Product: C-type lectin domain family 4 member M-like
Exons: 1
Coding region: 1-735 (244 amino acids)
Source: RefSeq, a predicted model, not a curated record
AUGGACAUUAUGCCACGACAGGUAUUUUGCCUUUUAUCAGUGAUCCUGAUUAGUUCUCGUGCCAUCCACUGCGCCCAAUGCCCGCCCGGCUGGCUGAAAUGGCAGCAAUCUUGUUACAUCUUACUGCCGGACAAGAUGAAUUGGUUUGAGGUAUCGGAGGCUUGCAACCGGCCGGGAAGCAGCCUCUUCGUACCCAACUCGCGGGAAGAAAACGACGUCAUCUGGCAGUCACUUGGGAUACAGACUGGCGGUUUGUGGAUUGGCUGCACGGAUGCAGCCCAAGAGGGUAUCUGGCUUUGCGGAUGUCAACAUAUGACUUUCAGCAGUUGGAAUGGUGGCAAUCCGCACAACGACACCCAGCGCAACUGCGCCCGGAUGACGGUAUACGGUGCCGGGGGCUCUUGGGCCGACGAUGUUCCUUGCGGCAGCAGCAACAACCGCAAACAUGCAGCCUGCGAGAUGACGGUCUCUGCGGUACCAGCCUAUCACACCAUCACCGGUCCUGAUGGGCGGGUCCUCAAGCAAUGCCUCCUCCAUCACGACAUCAAGAAUCUGAAGGUAGAUGGCGUGCUUGCCUGUGGCUGGGCGUGCCUGGCCGAUCCCCGAUGCCGCUCCUUUAAUCUCUGGCAGAGCAGCAAGAGGGAAAAGAUGUGUCAACUCAAUGACGUCACUCGUCAUGCGGCUGACGGCAACGACUUCAAGGCAACCGAUAACUGUUACUAUUUUGACUUGUAAUAAAUGAUGGA